Molecule: messenger RNA, 6380 nt
Organism: Carassius carassius (crucian carp)
Lineage: Eukaryota; Metazoa; Chordata; Actinopteri; Cypriniformes; Cyprinidae
Gene: heatr5b
Product: HEAT repeat containing 5B
Exons: 35
Coding region: 124-6324 (2066 amino acids)
Biological process (GO): endocytosis; retrograde transport, endosome to Golgi; intracellular protein localization
Cellular component (GO): membrane; Golgi apparatus; endocytic vesicle
Source: RefSeq, a predicted model, not a curated record
CGUUCACAACCUCGAGCGUGACUGCAGUCUAUCCGUUCAUUGGCUGUGAAAGCGGAAGUGACUCGCAGGAACCUUUCUAUCAAUCUCAACACAAACAUAAACGCUCGCCUCAAGGAAAACAGGAUGGAGCUGGCGCACAGUUUGCUGCUCAAUGAAGAGGCUCUGGCUCACAUCACUGAAGCAAAGAGAGCCGUCUUCAUCUUCGAGUGGCUCCGGUUCCUGGACAAAGUGCUCAUAGCUGCCAACAAGGUGGAUGUGAAGGAGAAGCAGAAGCAGCUGGUGGAGCAGCUGACGGGGUUAAUCAGCAGCUCUCCCGGGCCACCCACCAGGAAACUGCUGGCCAAGAACCUGGCGGUGCUCUACAGCAUCGGAGACACCUUUACCGUCUUCCAGACGCUCGACAAGUGCAACGACAUCAUCAGGAGCAAAGACGACACCGCCGCCUACCUGCCCACCAAACUCGCUGCGGUGGCGUGUGUCGGGGCGUUCUAUGAGAGGAUGGGCCGAAUGCUGGGCAGCUCUUUUCCUGAAACCAUCAAUAACCUGCUGAAAGCUCUGAAGAGCUCCGAGUCUCAGGGUCGAGGUGAGAUCCUGCUCAGUCUGCAGAAGGUGCUCGGGGGUCUGGGGGGCGCAGCGGCCUCCUGUCACAGAGACAUCUACAAGAACGCCCGCUCGCUGCUGACAGACCGCUCCAUGGCCGUCCGCUGCGCCGUCGCCAAGUGCUUGUUAGAGCUGCAGAACGAGGCCGUGUUCAUCUGGACCACUGAACUGGAGAACGUGGCCACACUGUGUUUCAAAGCUCUUGAAGGAUCUACGUACAGUGUGCGUGUGGCUGUGUCCACACUGCUGGGAACCGCCAUGGCCACAGCGCUCAUGCCCAAGCAGGCCACAGUCAUGCGUCAGAACGUGAAGCGGGCGACUCUAGAGGAGGUUCUGGAGCUGAUGUCCACGGGCUUCCUGCGAGGAGGCUCAGGCUUCCUGAAGAGCGGAGGAGAGAUGCUGAAAGGAGCCUCAGUCAGCCGUGAGGUGCGAGUCGGAGUCACUCAGGCGUAUGUAGUGUUCGUCACCACUCUGGGCGGUCAGUGGCUGGAGCGUAAUUUCUCCGUGUUUCUGUCUCAUCUGCUGGAGCUGGUGGCUCAUCCGCGGGCCACACAGACUCAUGUGGAGGCGGUGUAUUCACGCCGCUGCGUGUCCUUCGCCCUGCGGGCGUCACUGGGCGGUCUGCUGGGAGAGAAAGCUCAAAUAGCUGCUGCGAAGGAAAUCUGCCUGGCCAUCAGCAAACAGAUGAGAGCCGUGGAGGCUGUGGUGAAUGACCCCAGCAGUGAGGGCCGGGCCGGGGCCGCAGACGUGUCGGCCAGUCAGCAUGUGAUGGUGUGUGCUCUUAAAGAGCUGGGCAGUUUGGUCCGGAGUCUGAGCGCUACAGCUUCCCCUCUGAUCCAGGAACCAUCUGUCGGUUUUCUGGAGACGGUCACAUCAGUGCUGCUGCACCCGAGCAUGGCUGCGCGUCUGGCUGCGGCCUGGUGUCUGCGCUGCGUGGCUGUGGCUCUGCCGUACCAGCUCACACCUCUCCUGGAGCGCUGCGCCGAGUGCAUCAACAACCUGAAGAACUCGCCCGAGGCUGUGAGCGGAUACAGCUUCGCCAUGGCCGCUCUGCUGGGGGGGGUGCAUCAGUGUCCUCUGGGCAUCCCACACUCCAAGGGCAAGAUGGUGGUGAGUAUAGCUGAAGAUCUGCUGCGCUCUGCGGCCCAGAACAGCCGUCUGUCUCUCCAGCGGACUCAAGCCGGCUGGCUGCUGCUGGGAGCCCUCAUGACCUUAGGACCGUCUUUAGUGCGCUACCACCUGCCCAAGAUGCUGCUGCUGUGGCGUAACGUGUUCCCUCGCUCUCAGAAGGAGCUGGAGGCUGAGAAGGCCAGAGGAGACUCCUUCAGCUGGCAGGUGAUGCUGGAGGGCCGCGCCGGCGCUCUGUGUGCCAUGCGCAGUUUUGUGGCUCAUUGUCCAGAGCUGCUGACGGAGGAUGUGAUCCGCAGGCUGAUGACGCCCAUCGAGUGUGCCAUGACCAUGAUGUCUCAUGUUCCUGCAGUGAUCAAGGUUCAUGGAGCUCAUCUGAAGGCCAGCGCUGCCAUGGUGCGACUGCGACUCUACGACAUCCUGGCCCUGCUGCCGCCCAAGACAUACGAAGGCAGCUUUAACGCUCUUCUGAGGGAGCUGGUGGCAGAGUUCACGCUCACAGAUAACUCGGCCAACACCACCACAUCUCUGCUGCGCUCGCUCUGUCAUUACGACGACAGCGUGCUGAUGGGCUCCUGGCUGCAGGAGACCGAUCAUAAGUCCAUUGAAGAUCAGCUGCAGCCCAACAGUGCGUCAGGCAGCGGCGCUCUCGAACACGACCCGUCCUCCAUCUACCUGCGCAUCCCUGCAGUGGAGGCCGUGCCCGGACCGCUGCCGCUCGGGGUGUCUGUGAUCGACGCCUCUGUCGCUCUGUUCGGAGUCGUCUUUCCACACGUCUCUUUCAAACACAGGUUGCAGAUGCUGGAUCACUUUGCUGAAUGUAUUAAACAAGCUAAAGGAGUCCGUCAGCAGGCCGUGCAGCUGAACAUAUUCACUGCGGUGCUGAGCGCUCUCAAGGGUCUGGCUGAGAACAAGAGCAGUCUGGGCCCGGAGGAGGUGCGUAAAUCAGCUCUAGCGCUGGUGAUGGGUGCGCUGGACAACCCCAACCCCAUCCUGCGCUGCGCUGCUGGAGAGGCUCUGGGACGCAUGGCACAGGUCGUGGGAGAAGCUUCUUUCAUCGCCAGGAUGGCCCAGCACAGCUUUGACAAGCUGAAGUCUGCGCGGGACGUGGUGUCCAGGACCGGUCACUCUCUGGCUUUAGGCUGUCUGCACCGUUAUGUGGGCGGCAUUGGCUCGGGCCAGCAUCUCAAGACCAGUGUGAGCAUCCUGCUGGCGCUGGCCCAGGACGCCACGUGUCACGAGGUCCAGACCUGGGCGCUGCACUCUCUGGCUCUCAUCGUGGACUCCAGCGGGCCCAUGUACCGCGGUUAUGUGGAGCCCACGCUGUCUCUGGUGCUGACGCUGCUGCUGACCGUCCCCCCCUCACACACAGAGGUGCAUCAGUGUCUGGGCCGCUGUCUCGGAGCGCUCAUCACCACCGUGGGCCCAGAGCUGCAGGGUAACAGCGUCAGCAUCUCUACGAUCCGCUCGUCGUGUCUGGUGGGCUGUGCCAUCAUGCAGGAUCACUCAGACUCUCUGGUCCAGGCGGCAGCCAUCUCCUGCCUGCAGCAGCUGCACAUGUUUGCUCCGCGACACGUCAACCUGUCCAGCCUGGUGCCCUGCCUCUGUGUGCAUCUGUGCAGCUCUCACCUGCUGUUACGACGGGCCGCGGUGGAGUGUCUCCGGCAGCUGGCUCAGCGCGAGGCUGCAGAGGUCUGUGAAUACGCCAUGAGUCUCGCCAGGAGGGCAGGAGACAGCAAAGACAGCACGAGCAUCAGUGCGUCCCACGCCCGCACUCUUAACACACACACACACACACACACACACACACCGUUUCAUCCAGUCCUAGAAACUCUAAUCUCUUUAUUUGAUCCAGAUCUGAACAUCACAGAGACGGGUUUGGAAGGAGUUCUGUUUGGAAUGCUGGACCGGGAGACGGACAGGAAGUUGUGCUCGGACAUUCAUGACACGUUAGGUCACAUGCUCUCGUCUCUGGCUGUGGGGAAGCUUCCUCACUGGCUCAAGCUCUGCAAAGAUGUCCUGGCAGCUACUACAGAGGUGGGGGGGACGGUUGCAUCCGUCGGCAGAAGGAAGGACGAGGAGGAGGACUCGGAGAAGAAGGAUGAGAUGGACGAUGACAUCAUGUUCACAUCACUGGGUCAGGAUGACAAGUCCAAGCCGUCCGUGGCUCCUCGCUGGGUCACUCGAGUGUUUGCUGCUGACUGUCUGUGCCGGAUCAUUCAUCUGUGUGAGAACGCAGACAAGGCCCACUUCGACCUGGCCGCUGCGCGGGUCGCCAACACCAGAAACCCUGAAGAGGACUUCCUGGUGCUGCACCUGUGUGAUCUGGUUCGCAUGGCCUUCAUGGCUGCCACGGACCACAGCAACCAGCUGCGCAUGGCCGGCCUGCAGGCUCUGGAGGACAUCAUCAAGAAGUUCGCCGCUGUGCCCGAGCCAGAGUUCCCCGGUCAUGUGAUACUGGAGCAGUACCAGGCCAACGUUGGUGCUGCGCUCCGACCGGCCUUUUCCCCUGAUACACCGUCAGACAUCACUGCCAAAGCCUGCCAGGUGUGCAGCGCAUGGAUCGGCAGCGGUGUGGUCAGUGACCUCAAUGACCUGCGGCGCGUCCACACGCUCCUGGUGUCCUCUCUGGACAAGGUGCAGACUGGGAAGAGCCCGUCCAGCCAGCUGUACAGUGAGAGUGCCACUACUAUGGAGAAGCUGGCGGUGCUGAAGGCAUGGGCCGAGGUGUUCGUCGUGGCCAUGAACAUAAAGAAGGAGUCUCAGUCCAGGCCUGCACGCCGUCCUCAGGCUGAGGAUGAGGAUGAGGGAGAUGAAGGAGACGUUCUUCCUCCAGACAGCCUGAUGACGCUGGUUCAGCCGGAGCUGCCGUCUCUCAGCCGUCUGUGGCUGGCGGUGUUGAGAGACUAUGCUCUGCUCACUCUGCCGGCUGAGUUCUCCAGUCAGCUGCCUCCUGAAGGAGGGGCUUUCUACACUCCUGAGACCAUAGACACGGCCAGGCUUCAUUACCGGAGCUCCUGGGCGUCUGUCCUGCACGCAGAGGCGCUGUGGCUCAGCAGCACAGGCUUCGGUUCGGCUGAAGAGUCUGCAGAGGGCAAGAGUGCCCCCCUCCCUGCUCCGGCUAACACCGACGACCUCGUCAAAGACAGACUGCACCUUCUUCUGGGCAUCAGCAUCGAGUUCCUGUGUUUCCCUCGGGCCGAGGAGCCCAUCGAGGAUGUGAUGUCAUGUCUGCAUGCUCUCUGCACACUGCUGGACUCACCGAGCGCUCGGACGCACAUCGCAGAGGACCAGCUGCUGGCUGUGGAGCUGCUCAACGUGCUUCACCGACUCUUAUUGACACGCGACCCACCCAGUGUGCAGCUGCAGGUGACCACCGUCGUGCAGAAGACCAUCCGGGCAGCCCAGGAGCACCUGGAACACAUCAGGAGCACCAAGACUGAAGAGGACGGUGGAGAUGAGGAGUGUGUUUCAGCGCUCGGUGCAGGAGGAGAAACCGGCGAGCUUGUUCCAGGGAAGUCUCUGGUGUUUGCAGCGAUGGAGCUGCUGGUGUUUAUCUUGGUGCGUCACCUGCCUCAGCUGAAAGCUCAGGACACCGAGAGCGUCAGACAGCCUCCUCAACAGCUGUCUGACCACAGCAACCGUCUGGUGGCAGCCACGGUCACAGUCCUCGCCGAGCUGCCCUCUCUCUGCUCUCCUGCAGGAAGCAUGACCAUCUUGCCCACGGUGCUCUUCCUGAUCACUGGUGUGCUGAGAGACACCGCGGUGAAGACGGCAGAUAACUGUGUGUGUGCGCCAGUGUCUGCGGCUCUGCAGGCCAUCAAGACCAUCCUCAGCUCUCCACUGGCAGCUAAGAGUCAGCCGCAGUGGAGCGCUCUGGUCAGGAGCAGUCUGGCCACCGUCCUGCAGCACUCGCAGCCAGACGUGUGCGGAGCCAGCGUGGAUGAAGUCAGUCUGCUGACGGCCGUCACACUGUUUCUGCUGUCGGCCAGCAGUGCUCUGGUGGGAGUCUCUGUCCUGCAGGAGGGAUGCAUCGAGCGCUUCAGACACGGACUCAACUCUGCCGACCCCUGGACUCAGGCGCGCUGUUAUCAGCUGCUGCUGUCGGUCUUCCAGCACUCGUGUCGCAGUCUCUCCACACCCUACAUUCACUCGCUGGCUCCGCUGCUGGUGGAGAAGCUGAAGGCCGUCGAGCACAGUCCACCGUCCACACCUGCGGAGCUACAGGCCGUACAGGAAGGAGUUAAAGUGCUGGAGAGCCUCGUGGCCAUGGGGGAGGAGCAGAACCGAGUUCAGUUGCUGGCUCUGCUGGUCCCGACCCUCAUCUCAUACCUGUUGGAUGACUCCACCUUCUCCACGGCCUCCAGCUCCUCUAAAGGCCUGCACGAGUUUGCCCUCCAGAGCCUGAUGCACACUGGUCCUCUGUACCCUGCUGCCUUUAAGACUGUUAUCGGGGCGGCCCCGGAGCUCAAGACCCGGCUCGAGGCGGCCAUCAGAUCCAGACAGGCCAACAGUAAAGCCAAGACCGCCGCCAGACAACAGCAGCCCACUGUACAAGCGGCUCCCACCAUCAAACUCAAGACCAGCUUCUUCUAGUCACUGCACACACUCGUCUGUCCAUCACACUGCUUCAGAGUCAUGUGGCUGUUCCU